AUGGCCACGAACGGGACCAAAGCGUCGGACGGCCACGUCCUAACGGAGACCGUGAGCGAGGCACCGACGAGCACGGCCAACGACAAACCCAAAACCCUGGUGGUGAAGGUGCAGACGAGCAAAAAGGACGUACCCGACCGAGAGACGUGGGGCGGGAAAUUUGACUUCUUGCUCUCCUGUGUGGGAUACGCAAUCGGACUCGGAAAUGUUUGGAGAUUUCCUUAUUUGUGUGGAAAAAAUGGAGGAGGAGCCUUCUUGAUUCCUUAUUUUCUGACCUUGAUAUUUGCUGGCAUGCCCCUCUUCUUUCUGGAGACGGCUCUUGGUCAGUACACGUCGAUUGGGGGACUCGGAGUAUGGAAGCUUGCUCCCAUGUUCAAAGGUGUUGGUUUGGCCGCUGCUGUUCUCUCCUUCUGGCUAAACAUAUAUUACAUUGUCAUCAUUUCCUGGGCCCUUUACUAUCUGUACAACUCCUUCACCACAGAACUGCCAUGGCAGACUUGCGGUAAUUCUUGGAACACAGACCGCUGCUACACCAACUACAGCAUUGCCGAUACUAGAAACCUCACCAGCGCUGUAGUGGAGUUCUGGGAACGCAAUAUGCACCAGCUAACCGAUGGCCUGGAGAAACCUGGAGAGAUCAGGUUGCCGCUGGCCAUCACCCUGGCCAUUGGCUGGGUGCUGGUCUAUUUCUGCAUCUGGAAGGGGGUCAGCUGGACCGGCAAAGUGGUAUACUUCUCAGCCACAUACCCAUAUUUUAUGCUGUUCAUCCUAUUUUGUCGUGGCAUCAGUCUCCCUGGAGCUAUUGAUGGAAUCCUUUUCUACAUCACACCAGACUUUGACAAACUAACAAAGUCUGAGGUUUGGCUCGAUGCUGCCACUCAGAUCUUCUUUUCCUAUGGACUGGGAUUGGGGUCUCUGAUUGCACUGGGGAGCUACAACCCUUUCAACAACAAUGUAUACAGAGAUUCUGUCAUUGUCUGCUGCAUCAACUCCUUCACCAGCAUGUUUGCCGGCUUUGUCAUCUUCUCCAUUGUGGGAUUCAUGUCGAACGUGACAAAAAGACCCAUUGCUGAUGUGGCAGCCUCAGGACCUGGGCUGGCAUUUUUGGCUUAUCCCGAAGCUGUGACCCAGCUUCCAAUCUCCCCUCUAUGGGCCAUCCUCUUCUUCUCCAUGCUGCUGAUGCUUGGAAUCGACAGCCAGUUCUGCACUGUGGAAGGCUUCAUCACCGCACUUGUGGACGAGUUCCCUCAUAUUCUGAGGAAGAGGCGGGAGAUUUUCAUCGCUGUCGUCUGCCUUGUCUCCUACAUCAUUGGACUAUCCAACAUCACCCAGGGUGGCCUGUACGUCUUUAAGCUCUUUGACUACUACUCAGCCAGCGGGAUGUGUUUGCUAUUCCUUGUCUUCUUCGAAUGCGUCUCCAUUUCGUGGUUCUACGGUGUGAAUAAAUUCUACGACAACAUUGAGGAAAUGAUUGGCUACAAGCCCUGUGUGUGGUGGAAGGCCUGCUGGGUUGUUUUCACGCCGCUCAUUGUGGCUGGAGUGUUCCUGUUCAGUGCCGUGCAGAUGGUGCCCCUUACCAUGGGCGACUAUGUGUUCCCAGCCUGGGGCCAGGGUGUCGGGUGGUUAAUGGCCCUCUCCUCCAUGGUCCUCAUCCCUGGCUACAUGGGCUACAUGUUCCUCACUCUCAAAGGCACAUACAAAGAGCGUCUGAGAAUGAUGAUCAAGCCAGUGGUACUGGUGAAGACUCAGGAAAACGGUCCAGAGCAGCAAACGGAAAGUCAGAACCAGAACCCUGCCACCGAGGAGGCGUACAUCUAG
Messenger RNA from Nerophis lumbriciformis (worm pipefish), 1818 nucleotides. Lineage: Eukaryota; Metazoa; Chordata; Actinopteri; Syngnathiformes; Syngnathidae. The record is from RefSeq and is a predicted model, not a curated record.